UUCUGAUCAUGCUAGUGGAGUCCUUCGGUGCACUGCUUAUGUUUGGAAAAUAUUUGGUGGGAAAGUUGCUGGCAUUCGGGUGUUGCAAGAAAUCAGUCACUCGUUGGUGAACUCCCUUUAUUUUGAGCCGGAUUUAUCUCAGAAAGAAUCAUUGCUGGAAAAACAAUUUCUGUGCCUGCUUUUGCAGAGAAGAUAUUCGGGACAUCGCCAGAGAAUGAAAGCCAUCACUUUAUUCCAGAACGAAAGGUACAAGGCGGUGGAAUAAAGUGUUGAAGGCUGAGUUCGAGGCGCGGGCAAAAUCCCACUGGGCCCCGCCCAUUAGCACCGGAUCAAAGGUCGUCAGACUCUAGCGCAACGGUCAUAUCCCGGUUCGUAAACUGACACUGCGGACCCCACAAAUAAAUAAAUUAUAAAUUAUUAUUAUUAUUAUUAUAUACCCUCACGGCGGGGCUGUACAUGUGUAACCGCCAACGAGAGCGCAAUUAAUUAGUUGCGUACUCGGAAACGCCCGAGUUCUUCCUUCAAGAUUCAAGAGAACCUGAAAAGGUCCAAGAUCCUUCUCCGGCGAGAAAAGAACCGAGUUCCUCCCUUGUUCCUCGUCCUUCCUCUUCCCUCCUCAUCCUCCUCGUCCCUCCUUUAUAUCCCCUCAGCCAACAAUCAACAAUGGCACUUCCUCUUCUUCAUCUCCCACCUCUUGAGAGCUCAUGGCGUUGUCCAACGUCGUCCUCCUCCAUGGCGACCUGGAACUCCACAUCAUCCAGGCCCGCAACCUCCCCAACAUGGAUCUCUUCUCCGAGGCCCUCCGCCGCUGCUUCGGCUUCUGUGGCCUCCCGCUCCCCUGUCGCUCCCCUCCGUCCUCCCCCCGCUCGGUCGGCGACACCCCCGUCAUCACCAGCGACCCCUACGUCGCUGUCCUCGUUGCUGGCUCCACCGUCGCCCGCACCAACGUCAUCCCCAACGUCCAAAACCCCAGGUGGCACGCCCGGUUCAAGAUCCCCCUCGCCCACUACGCCGAUACGAUCGAGUUCCACGUCAAGGACGACGACGUCGUCGGGGCGCAACUCAUUGGGACCGCCACCAUCCCCGCCUCCAGGGUUGCUUCGGGCGAACCCUUCAGCGAUUGGGUGCCCGUGAUCCCACCCCCUGGCCGUUCGCGCCCCCCGCCCGGUCCUGAUCUUCUUGUCGAGUUGCAAUUCGUGCCGGUCAGGGAAAACGCUCUCUACCACCAGGGAAUUCCGGGAGACCCCGAGAAGUUGGGCGUGCGGGAUACAUACUUUCCCCUGAGGAAGGGCGGGAUGGUGACGCUCUACCAAGAUGCGCACGUUCGGGACGGGGAGCUCCCGGUGAUCAAAUUGGAUGAUCAGAGGGUGUUCAAGCACGAGAAAUGUUGGGAGGAUAUAUGUCGCGCUAUACUAGAAGCACGCCAUCUGAUUUAUAUCGUGGGAUGGUCGAUCUACCAUAAGGUCAGGCUGGUGAGAGAGUCGGCGAGCACGCUGCCGAAUGGUGGGAAUCUCACACUGGGGGAGCUCCUCAAGUUCAAGUCGGAUCAGGGAAUUCCGGUGCGCAUGCUGGUUUGGGAUGAUAAGACUUCCCGCGACAUUAAUGUUUUCAGGAAGGAAGGGGUGAUGCAAACUCAUGACGAGGAGACCAAAAAGUAUUUCAAGCAUUCAUCUGUCAUUUGUGUGCUAUCACCUCGUUCUGCAAGCAGCAAGCUAAGCAUAAUUAAGCAAAAGAUUGUUGGGACGGUUUACACUCAUCAUCAGAAAUGUGUAAUAGUUGACACACAGCUUGACACACAGCUUUCUCAAAGUACCAGAAAGAUUACUGCUUUCAUUGGAGGGCUUGAUCUUUGUGAUGGCCGAUAUGAUACACCAAAACACAGGCUCUUUCAAAAUCUUGACUUUGUAUUUUCCAAUGAUAUUCACAAUCCCACAUUUGACGUGCAAACUAAAGGUCCAAGGCAACCAUGGCAUGAUUUACACUGCAAAAUUGAAGGGCCUGCCGCCUACGACGUCCUAACGAAUUUUGAGCAACGCUGGCAAAAUUCUACAAAGUUUUGGUCAAUUGAGCAGCAAUUUAAAAAAUUAACUCUAUUUCAUGAUGAUGCCUUGAUAAAGAUUGAUCAAGUCUCAUCUAUAGUUAGUCCUUCAAAAGCCAAACCAUAUGGUGAUCCGACUGUGCAGGGCUCUAAAGAGGAAGAUUCUGAAAACUGGCAUGUUCAGGUUUUCCGCUCUAUUGAUUCUGGAUCGGUAAAAGGAUUUCCCACAGAUUUUCAUGAAGCUAAGGCGAAGAAUCUUGCAUGUGGAAAAAAUGUGGUGAUUGAUAAGAGCAUCCACUCCGCAUAUGUCAGAGCCAUAAGAUCAGCACAACGCUUCAUAUACAUUGAAAACCAAUAUUUCAUUGGUUCUUCUUAUGGUUGGCCAAAUUAUGCAAAUCCUGAUGGCGCUGGGAAUCUGAUCCCAAUGGAACUUGCAUUAAAGAUUGCUCAGAAAAUCGAAGAACGAGAACGUUUUGCUGUGUAUAUAGUUAUACCAAUGUGGCCUGAGGGUGCCCCUAGUUCUUCUCCUGUGCAGGAGAUUCUUUUUUGGCAGGCAGAAACAAUAAAGAUGAUGUAUGGAAUCAUCGCGAAGAAGCUCAAAUUGAUGAACCUUGGGAAGGCACAUCCUAAAGAUUAUCUCAACUUCUAUUGCCUUGGCAAUCGUGAAUUACAAAAUGGAACCUCAGAUUUAACAAAUGAACCUUCUGAAGAUAAUGCUAUGGCCUUGGCCCGGAAGCAUCGGCGCUUUAUGAUAUAUGUUCACGCAAAAGGUAUGAUAAUAGAUGAUGAGUAUGUGAUUUUGGGGUCAGCCAACAUUAACCAGAGAUCUCUAGAUGGCUCGAGAGAUACCGAAAUAGCUAUGGGUGCAUACCAACCACAUCACACAUGGGCUUCAAAUAGAGGCCAUCCGCAUGGCCAGAUUUAUGGUUACAGGAAGUCACUAUGGGCCGAGCAUCUUGGCGAGGUAGAUAAUCCACUCUUUGAGGAGCCUCACAGUCUGGAAUGUGUGGAAUAUGUGAAUUCGAAAGCUAAUAACAAUUGGACAAGAUACAUUGGUGAUGAAUUAGUUCUAUUAGAAGGCCACCUUCUGAGAUACCCUAUUAAUGUCGAGGCUGAUGGUUCGGUUGGGCCACUACGUGGCCAUGAACGCUUUCCUGAUGUUGGUGGUAAGGUUUUAGGAGAGCAAACCUCACUUCCCGACAUCUUGACCAUGUAGAAUGACUUAUUUAGAAGCCUAAUUGAGAUGCUCCACUCAACUGGGGAGAGAUACUGUUUCAUGACUAUGAUUUCUCUGUAUUCGUUCCUUGUGUUCUUUCUUUUUCGUUUGUGUGGUCUGUGUGGGUUUGGCUUGUUUAAAUUGGAGUUGGAACUCCUCGGUGCAAAUUGUUGAAAUCAAUCAACUUUUUCAGGAUGAUGAUAGUAAAUUCCAGAUCAAA
Messenger RNA from Ananas comosus (pineapple), 3474 nucleotides. RefSeq names its product phospholipase D delta-like. The transcript has 11 exons. Gene Ontology annotation, cellular component: plasma membrane. The coding region runs from base 705 to 3254 and encodes 849 amino acids. NCBI's taxonomy places the organism in Eukaryota, Viridiplantae, Streptophyta, Magnoliopsida, Poales, Bromeliaceae. Gene Ontology annotation, biological process: phospholipid catabolic process; phosphatidylcholine metabolic process. Gene Ontology annotation, molecular function: calcium ion binding; D-type glycerophospholipase activity. The record is from RefSeq and is a predicted model, not a curated record.